This is a messenger RNA of Oryzias latipes (Japanese medaka), 3219 nucleotides long. RefSeq names its product sorting nexin-14. NCBI's taxonomy places the organism in Eukaryota, Metazoa, Chordata, Actinopteri, Beloniformes, Adrianichthyidae. Gene Ontology annotation, cellular component: late endosome. The record is from RefSeq and is a predicted model, not a curated record. Gene Ontology annotation, biological process: autophagosome maturation. Gene Ontology annotation, molecular function: phosphatidylinositol-3,5-bisphosphate binding.
UGUCAAACCUGGCAACCCGCAGGAUUAGGGAAAACAUUUUUAUCUGUGAGGAAGUCGAUGAUCGGGACCAUAAAAAGUGUUCGUAAUGAUACGUUUGGAUAUAAUGUUCUUUUUCAGCCGGAUUUGUCUGCAGCAAUGAAGAAAGUCGUUACAAAGACGCAUCUGAUCAAAUGAAUAGCUAUUUUUCUUUUAAAUUAACUUAAACUAUGACCGACCAUGGUGGUUUGACAAGCUAACUUCCGGUCAAACGUUCACGCGCGCACUGAAACGCGUCGAUUCCAGGUAUUCUGAAGAGUAAAAACAUCACCCGAGGCGCUGGACAUGAGUGGGAAGUGUGUCUUGUGGCGUUCCUGAACUUUGGCUGACAGAAUGGCCGGCAUUUCCACGUACGUGGAGGAUUUCAGGCGGGGGCUAAAGUUGGACGUCCUGCGGGAGACCGCGCGUCAGUAUCCCAUGUCCUGCUGCCUGAUCCUCUGCCUGCUUUUGCUGACGGCGCUGCUCAACAGCUACCUCCACGUCUUGAUGAUCUUCUGGUCCGUGCUCGCCGGCGUCGUCACGUUCUACUGCUCCCUGGGACCAGAGUCUCUGGUUCCCAACAUCUUCUUCAGCGUGAAGCACAGGAACAAGCGGCAGGAGUCGGCGUUGUUCCCUCUGGGCCACAGCUGUGCCGUGUGCGGGAAGGUCAAGUGCAAGCGGCACCGACCGACGCUCCUCCUGGAGAACCACCAGCCGUGGUUGGAGCUGAAGGUCCAUUCAAAGGUGGACGCUUCCAUAGCAGAGGUGUUCGAGUUGGUUCUGGAGAACUUCGUGUAUCCCUGGUACAGGGAGAUCACAGACGACGAGGCGAGUUUGGACGAGGUGAGGAUGACGUUCCGGUUCUUGGCGUCCGUGCUCGUCCGUCGAGCUCAGAAGGUCGAUAUUCCAGGUGUGUUUGCCGACAAAGUGAUGAAGGCGGCCAUGAAGCACAUCGAGAUCAUCGCUAAAGCUCAAGAGAAAGCCAAGAACGCAGACGCUCUGGAGCGAGCCGCUCUGGAGGAAUACGGUCCCGGCCUUCACGCCGCUCUGUACAGCAGGAAGAAUGAGCUGCUCUACCUGAGGAAGCUGACGGAGAUGCUGCUUCCUUACGUCCUGCCGCCUAAAGCGACGGACUGCAGGUCUCUGGCUCUGCUGCUGCGGGAAGUGAUGUCCGGAUCCGUCAUCCUCCCGACCAUGGACUUCAUGGCCGACCCCGACACCGUGAACCUCAUGGUCCUCAUAUUCGUCGACCACUCUCCACCAGAACCAGCCACAGAGCCUCCGUCUCCGCUGGUUCCGUUCCUACAGAAAUAUGCAAACGGCAGCACCAAGAAGUCCUCAGUGCUGAAGCUGGAGCUGAAGGACAUCCGGGAGCAGCAGGAUCUGCUCUUCCGCUUCCUCAACUUCCUGAAGCAGGAGGGCGCCGUGCACGUGCUGCAGUUCUGCCUGGCCGUGGAGGAGUUCAACGAUAAGAUUCUGAGUCCGGAGCUGAGCGACGGCGAGCUGCGGCGUCUGCACGGCGAGGUGCUUCACAUCUACGAGACCUACUGCCUGGACGAGAGCGUGGACAAGAUCAGCUUCGACGCGUCCAUCGUGGAGGAGAUCAGGAACAUCGCCUCGGCGCCGUACUCGGACGUGGUGAGGCUGCAGAAGACGACGUGUCUGUUCGAGGCGUACGAGCACGUCCUGUCUCUGCUGGAGACGGUCUUCACGCCCAUGUUCUGCCACAGCGAUGAGUAUUUCCGACACCUGCUGAGAGGAGCUGAGCCGCACGCCAGAAACUCCAAAACCAACAGGAACGUACCAAGAAGAGGGGAGUCCUUCAACAUGAGGAAGCUCAGCAGCAAGCUGAAGGACGUGUUCAGAAGCACCACCAUGGAGGGGGCCAUGCUGCCCCCCAGUGAAGAAGACGUGGUGGAGGAGGCGGCGGCGGUCUACGAGGACGAGUCCUCCUCCGAAGUGGCCGCCGCGCCGGGCAUCCAGAGGAACCUGUCGGCGUGGAGGGUCAGCAUCCCCUUCAUCGACUUCUGCGAGGAUGAAGUCAAACGGGAGAAGAUCCCCGUUUUCUGCAUCGACGUGGAGCGCAACGACAGGAAGGAUGUCGGCCAUGACACCGAGAAGUGGUUCGUCCCCAGGAGAUACCUGGAGUUUUACGUUCUGGAGUCAAAGCUGACGGAGUUUCACGGAACGUUUGCAGACGCACAGCUUCCAUCCAAGAGGAUCAUUGGACCCAAGAACUACGAGUUCCUUCAGUCCAAAAGGGAGGAGUUUGAGGAAUACUUACAGAACCUCCUGAAGCAUCCGGAGCUCAGCAACAGCCAGCUGCUGGCGGACUUCCUGUCUCCGUUCAGCAUGGAGUCGCAGUUCCUGGAGAAGAUGCUGCCUGACGUCAACCUGGGAAAGAUCUUCAAAUCCGUUCCUGGAAAGUUGAUGAAGGAGAAAGGACAGAACCUGGAGCCGUUCAUCCAGUCCUUCUUCAACUCCUGCGAGUCGCCCAAACCCAAACCCAGUCGGCCCGAGCUCACCAUCCUCAGCCCCACCGCCGAGAUCAAGAAGAAGCUUUUUAGCGCCCUCUACCAGAACAACAUGGACCUGCAGGAGGACGCCGUGAGGAACCACAGGUCCAACUGCUUCCUGGAGAUGAUGACGGUCCACGGCAUGUAUGACUACAUGAUGCACGUGGCGCGGGUCGUGUUCCGCAUCCCAGACUGGCUGCAUCACCUGCUGGCAGCUGGAAGGAUUCUCCUGAAGAACACGUUGGAGGCCUACAUGGACCAGUACAUGCAGUCCAAACUGGACCAGGUCCUCCAGGAGCACCGCAUGGUGUCCCUCAUCACGCAGCUCAGAGACGCAGUUUUCUGUGAGAGCGGUGAGAAGCGGACUGCAGAAGACAGACAGGCCCGGGCCAAGCAGACCUUCCAGGAGAUGAUCAGAUACUUACCAGACUUUGUGGGGAAAUGCAUCGGAGAAGAAGCCAAACAUGACGGCGUGCGGCUCCUCUUUGAUGCUCUGCAGCAGCCGCUCCUCAACAAGCAGAUGGCGUACGUCCUGCUGGACAUCGCUGUGCUGGAGCUGUUCCCUGAACUCAACAAGGUGGGGACAAAGGAACCGUUUAUUGUGUGAUUGAUGGACAAUAUUCUGAGCUUUGGCUCCUUCACUGCAUUCCAGAUGCUGCUGCACUAAUAAAAAGAUUAUUUAUUAAAA